Molecule: messenger RNA, 1665 nt
Organism: Dacryopinax primogenitus
Lineage: Eukaryota; Fungi; Basidiomycota; Dacrymycetes; Dacrymycetales; Dacrymycetaceae
Product: SecY protein
Exons: 6
Coding region: 28-1464 (478 amino acids)
Biological process (GO): post-translational protein targeting to membrane, translocation; SRP-dependent cotranslational protein targeting to membrane, translocation
Cellular component (GO): Sec61 translocon complex; membrane
Molecular function (GO): transmembrane protein transporter activity; signal sequence receptor activity; ribosome binding
Source: RefSeq, a predicted model, not a curated record
CACUUGGUGUAGGAAAGUUGGAUAAUUAUGUCCGGCUUCCGGUUCUUGUACCUCGUCCGGCCUUUCCUGCCAAUCCUACCCGAAAUCUCAUCUCCUGAUCGAAAAGUACCUUUCAAUCAAAGAGUGCUAUGGACAGCAGUAACGCUGCUCAUCUUCCUCGUCUGUAGUCAGGUGCCUCUGUACGGCAUCAUGUCAUCCGACUCGUCCGACCCGCUGUACUGGAUGCGUGUCAUCCUCGCCUCUAACAGGGGUACACUCAUGGAACUCGGUAUCACGCCUAUCGUCACUUCGGGAAUGAUCAUGCAGCUUUUGGCGGGUGCUAAUUUGAUCGAAGUGGAUUUCCAGCUCAAAGAGGAUAGAGCCCUGUUUGGUGCUGCCCAAAAGCUGUUCGCAAUGAUCAUCGCCCUCGGCCAGGCAACGGUUUACGUCGUUACGGGUCUCUACGGUCAGCCUCGCGACCUUGGUGCCGGUGUCUGCCUUCUCCUCAUCCUCCAGCUCGUCGUCGCCGCACUCAUCGUGAUCCUCCUCGACGAGCUCUUGCAAAAAGGGUACGGUCUCGGCUCCGGAAUCUCCCUCUUCAUCGCCACCAACAUCUGCGAGUCCAUCGUCUGGAAAGCGUUUUCUCCCACUACAGUCAACACCGGGCGCGGAGCAGAGUUCGAAGGCGCCAUCAUCGCACUCUUCCAUCUUCUCUUCACGUGGAACGACAAGUCCCGCGCCCUGAAAGAGGCCUUCUUCCGGGACCGCCUGCCCAACAUCUGGAACCUCAUCGCUACUGUCAUCGUCUUCGCGGCCGUGAUCUACCUGCAGGGCUUCAGGAUCGAGAUUCCGGUGAAGAGCAACCGGUUCCGCGGUCAGCGCGGGACAUACCCCAUCAAGCUAUUCUAUACGAGCAACAUGCCUAUCAUGCUGCAGAGUGCGCUACAGAGCAACGUCUACCUCAUCAGCCAGAUGCUGUUUAACCGUGCCCCGGAGAACAUCCUUGUUCGUCUUAUCGGUGUUUGGGAGCCCAUGGACGACUCCUCCCAGCUGCAAGCCGUCUCCGGCAUCGCAUACUACAUGUCCCCCCCUCACACGCUCAAGUCCGCCUUCCUCGACCCCGUGCACACUGUCGUCUACAUUAGCUUCAUGCUCGCCGCCUGCGCACUUUUCAGCAAGACCUGGAUCGAAGUCUCCGGUUCAGGUCCACGCGAAGUCGCGCGCAACCUCAAGGAACAGGGUAUGGUCAUGGCCGGCCACAGAGAAGGCUCGAUGUACAAGGAGCUCAAGCGGGUUAUCCCCACUGCUGCAGCGUUUGGCGGAGCCGUCCUAGGCAUGCUCAGUGUUGCUGCCGACCUGAUGGGCGCGCUGGGAAGCGGAACGGGUAUCCUUAUGGCUGUCACGAUCAUUUAUAGCUAUUGGGAGAUCGGGAUGAAGGAGAGUGGAGGGCCGGAGAUGCAGGCGUUUGGGGAUCUCAUGGGCUGAGCGAGUGGCUUUGAAAAUCCGAAUCCGAACCCCAUUAUCCCGAGGCACAUGCAGAAACGCACGAGGCGGCAGGAACAGGAAGAGGAGAGCGAAGUGAAGCGACAGUAGCAGCAGCAGUACCACCACCACCCUUUCAGCACACGAGGCGCACUCGCGGAAACCCUUGUACGAAGCGGAACACUCGUCCAAUUAGACUCAUUU